AUGGCUUAAAUUAGCGCAAUUUUGGAUCAUUUAAAUAAUUCAAUAAUGUUGAAUCAGGUAAAUCCAUUAAUCCAAAGUAUCCUUAAAAUCAUCCAAAAUUAGUAGAAGAAUUAAAGAAACUUACUAAAUCAGAUCCAUUGGCACUUUGUAUAACAGAAGAUACAGAGAGUAGCAUGUGAUAGCAGGAUGUGGUAAAUUACAUGUUAAAAUAUGUUUAAAUAAUAUAGAGAAAGAUUUUGCAAAUAUUGAAAUAAUAAAAUCUAAUCCUAUAGUAUCUUAUAAAGAGAUAGUUUCAGGUACAUAAAAAAUAGCUUGUAUGUGUAAAUCAUCAAAUAAUCUUAAUAGAAUUUAUGCAUAAGCUGAGCAACUUCAUGAAGGUCUUCAAAGUACAAUAGAAAAAGGAGAUGUAGAAGCAAAAGAUGAAAUCAAAAGAAGAGAUAAAUUAUUAUAAGAAAAAUAUGAAUAGGAUGAGGAUGAUGCCCUGAAAAUAUAGUCCAAAUAUAUUGAUGUAAAAAACACAGAUCAUACCUAUUGA
Paramecium sonneborni is the source of this 535-nucleotide messenger RNA. The record is from the annotation of a GenBank genome assembly. NCBI's taxonomy places the organism in Eukaryota, Ciliophora, Oligohymenophorea, Peniculida, Parameciidae.